AUGGAUCAGUCCCAUGUUCAAACGUUUGCUGUGAAAUCACCAGCGGGUAAUUUCAAAGCACCUGUCUCAUCGACUUUUACCGCAGGGAAUUUCUUUCGACUAAUUCUUACCGAUGCUAACAAUAAUAUCAUCUCCGAUGCAAAUAUUUCUUCUGAAGGCACAAAUAGCAAUGGACACAAUGAAUUUCGUGAAGAUCGAGCAAGCAACAGUCCCAAAAAUGCUUCCGCUCAAAUUUUCCGGAUGAAAAAAAAGAACGGUUCGGAUGAAAAAUACGACCGCUGCGAAGAGAGCUCAAGUGAGUCUUCGCCCAAAAGAGGAAAAUUUGUACGUUUUGAGGAUUAA
This is a messenger RNA of Necator americanus (New World hookworm), 342 nucleotides long. RefSeq lists its product as uncharacterized. The transcript is spliced from 4 exons. NCBI's taxonomy places the organism in Eukaryota, Metazoa, Nematoda, Chromadorea, Rhabditida, Ancylostomatidae. Bases 1 to 342 code for a protein of 113 amino acids. The record is from RefSeq and is a predicted model, not a curated record.